This is a messenger RNA of Hyla sarda, 1861 nucleotides long. RefSeq names its product cyclin dependent kinase 15 (gene CDK15). NCBI's taxonomy places the organism in Eukaryota, Metazoa, Chordata, Amphibia, Anura, Hylidae. Gene Ontology annotation, cellular component: cytosol; nucleus; cytoplasm. Gene Ontology annotation, molecular function: ATP binding; cyclin binding; cyclin-dependent protein serine/threonine kinase activity. The record is from RefSeq and is a predicted model, not a curated record. The transcript has 15 exons. Bases 81 to 1346 code for a protein of 421 amino acids. Gene Ontology annotation, biological process: protein phosphorylation.
GUGAUGAACACAGCAGCCUGCCUCUCUUUCGAUCUCUCUCUCUCCCUGUUUCCUCUCUUCUCUCUCGCUCUGUGUCCAUCAUGCAGAACAUAAGGCAAGCAGCCACAGAGGCCUUUUGUCGCCUGGGUUUGAAACAAAAACAUACAGGCUAUGAGGAGCUUACAGAUUUCAGUGAUGUUCCAUGUCCAGUACGUUCUCUCCCUCCACAAUGGUAUCACACAGUUCAAGUGCGGAGAAUACGAUCGCUCAGGGCUCGAAGCAACAGUGAUCCAUUACAAGGGAAGAACUUAGGGCAGGGACUUCCAUGGCAGAGGAAAGGCCUGCCGUUUGGCAAUGCUUCUUCCUACCUAAAUCUUGAAAAACUGGGUGAAGGUUCCUAUGCAACAGUAUAUAAAGGAAUAAGCAGGAUUAAUGGACAACUAGUGGCUUUGAAAGUCAUCAGCAUGAAGGCUGAAGAAGGUGUACCAUUUACUGCUAUCCGAGAAGCAUCUCUCUUGAAGGGCCUGAAGCAUGCAAACAUUGUUCUUCUGCAUGACAUCAUUCAAACCAGGGAGACACUGACUUUUGUAUUUGAGUAUGUGCAUACAGACCUGUCACAGUACAUGGCACAGCACCCGGGUGGACUUUUGCCCUACAAUGUUCGGCUCUUCAUGUUCCAGUUGCUUAGAGGUCUGGCCUAUAUCCAUCACCAGCACAUCCUACAUCGGGACCUAAAGCCGCAGAAUCUUCUCAUCAGCUACCUAGGGGAGCUCAAACUGGCUGACUUUGGUCUUGCCCGUGCAAAGUCGAUUCCCAGCCAGACAUAUUCAUCAGAAGUGGUCACUCUAUGGUACCGUCCACCAGAUGUUCUUUUAGGUGCUACAGAUUAUUCGUCUGAUCUUGAUAUCUGGGGUGCAGGAUGUAUAUUUAUAGAAAUGCUUCAGGGAUACCCAGCCUUCUCUGGUGUGUCAGAUGCCUUUGAGCAACUUGAGAAGAUCUGGUCGGUUAUAGGAACACCGACAGAGGAAACGUGGCCUGGAGUAUCACAACUUCCAAACUACAAAACAGAAUGGCUUACAUUAAGUGGGAAGAGGCCAUUUGCAAGUGUCUGGGACAGAUUAAGUAGAACUAUGGGGGCUGAAGAUCUUGCAUAUAAGAUGUUGAAAGGUUGCCCUCGUGAAAGGAUUUCUGCUGAAGAUGCCCUUCUUCAUAAAUUUUUUAGUACAUUGCCUUGUCAACUUUACCAGCUUUCUGAUGUGCGGUCCAUCUUCACUGUACCUGGGCUGAGCCUUAAACCCGAAAUCCGAGAUCUGUUCAUCCCGAAUCGGAAAGUUUCUCAGCCAGCCACACAUCAUAGGCCAUGGUAGCCAUUAGAGAGAUGGACGUUCAGCCACCAGCUCUGUAUGCACCUAUUUGAAUGUACCAGCCUUCCAUCCUACUUUGCACACCCUCCCUUACCUGCUGCCUUCUUCUUAGAGAAGCCAUCUUGAAACAAAAUGGAAGAAACUUGCACCUUACAGAAAGAUAUACCCUGCUUUCUCCAGUUCUCCAUGGCGAGAAUAAUAACUUCUGCUGAAGCUUUGCUGCUUUUCUAUAGCAAAGACUAUUAGAAUUUCACUGCUUGGUAGAAACAAUGUUGAUCAGUAGUAUGGAUUUUAUUUGAGAAUAACAUUAUGUGUUCUGCCCAAAUUAUUUGGUACCACUCAAUACGUCUGUUAUGACUUUAACAGACAUAAAUUAUGAUGUUACUGCAGUAAAAUGAGAAUAAGAGACCUAGAUAUGUUCAAUUUUAAUGAUCUAGUACUGCUGGCUAACAUUUUGCUGUACAUUGAAAUAAGGAGUCAAAAUACUGCUUAAAUCAUAUAAAAUAAACUUAUGUAUU